Molecule: messenger RNA, 902 nt
Organism: Papaver somniferum (opium poppy)
Lineage: Eukaryota; Viridiplantae; Streptophyta; Magnoliopsida; Ranunculales; Papaveraceae
Product: major latex protein 15-like
Exons: 2
Coding region: 224-700 (158 amino acids)
Biological process (GO): defense response
Source: RefSeq, a predicted model, not a curated record
CCCACAGUCUAUCUUGUCAUGGGAUCUUUGAUAUCUUUGAAAAUGGAAAAAUAUACAGUAUAAUGAAACAGAAUACAGCUCAGUAUGUCAUCAGCCUUUAACCAAUUCAUCCACACUAAUUUUCUAUAUAAACCCAUUCGUCUAAUAUCACAUUCAUCAAAAUCAGUUGAAUCGCAUUGAUUGUUUUGCAAACUCCCUUACUUAAGGAUAGCAAUCAUCAUAAAUGGCUCAUCACCAUACCAUUUCAGGUUUAGUUGGCAAGCUUGUGACUGAGUCGGAGGUUAACUGUAAUGCUGAAGAAUAUUACAAAAUUUGGAAGCACCAUGAAGAGGUUCCUAAUGUAACCCAACAUAUUUCUGAAGUCAAAGUUAUCGAAGGACAUGGAAUUACUUCGGGUUGUGUCAAGCAAUGGAACUAUACUGUUGGGGGUAAAGAGAUGCAUGUCCAUGAGAAAACAACAUAUAAUGAUGAAACAAGGACGAUACAUCAUAGUGCCAUUGGAGGAGAUGUGAUGAAAAAUAACAAGAAGUUUGACGCAACUCUUGUAGUUAAUCCAAAGGCUAAUGGACUUGGGAGUAUUGUGAGUUGGACUAUCGAAUAUGAGAAACUUAACGAGGAUUCUCCAGUUCCCAUUGAUUAUUUGGAAUUCUUCCAGUUUCAAAUCGAGGACUUGAACACUCACCUUUGCGCUUCCGAAUAAAUUAUAUCGCCGGUAUACAUCCACUGAUAUAUGUUCCAGUCGAUCGAUUUCGGUGAUUUCUCUGUGUAUGGAAGAACUUGUGUUUGCAUGUAAUAAUAAUGAGUACGUGGAUUUACCACAAUCAUACGUGGAUUCCUGUGAUUUCUAUGUACCGAACUUGUGUGUCUGAUUUCUAUUAUGAAUAAAAAAAAGUUGUUUCCAA